AUGUCUUCACCACAGACAGGUGUCUUCCUGGGCUUCCUGUCGCUGCUCACCGUCGUCAUGAACAUCCUGGUACUCUACGCUGUUAAGAAGGAGCGGACCCUCCACACGGUGGGCAACCUCUACAUCGUCAGCCUCUCCGUGGCGGAUCUCAUCGUCGGGGCCACCGUCAUGCCCCUCAACCUGGUAUAUCUGCUGGAGGACGAGUGGAGGCUGGGGAGGGUCGUCUGUCAGUUCUGGCUCAUCAUGGAUUAUGUAGCCAGCACAGCCUCCAUUUUUAGUCUGUUUAUACUAUGUCUGGAUCGGUAUCGGUCCGUUCACGAGCCGCUGAGGUACCUGAAGUACCGAACCAGAAGGAGAGCUAGCGUUAUGAUCUCAGGGGCCUGGCUGUUGUCUACGAUGUGGAUUAUUCCUAUUCUAGGGUGGAGGUCGUUUGCUACUGUCGAUCUUAAGCCGGAAAUGGAGAAUAAGUGUGACACUGAUUUCCGGUUUGUUACGUGGUUUAAGGUUUUAACUUCAGUGUUAAACUUCCACCUUCCAUCUCUGUUGAUGCUGUGUUUCUACCUGCGCAUCUACAUGGCUGUGAGGAAGCACUUCAGAGAGAGGGAAAAGAUUAUCAAUCCUACAGAUUCUAUGGUGGGAAACCGUACAGGACACAAAGUCCAAACAGGAAAUAGACCCUGCGAGUGUUCUAACGAGGAAAAGAAGGGAAGCGACUGUGACUUUGAUCAGUACACUUUAGACCAGCUGUACAACUCAACAGAUACAGCUGAGACCAAUGCAUCCAGGGAACCCAAGUCAGGGAAAGACUCUCACUCCAGUCAUUCACUGCUCAGAAUGACAAAACAUCUGAGGACGACUGUAAAGGACAAAAGAAAGAGCAGCUCUUUGUCUUUUCAGGAGAAGGAUUCAGACUCAGAGACCCCUUUGAACCUGUCAACGGUACCUCUCAGCUUCACACACUCCGACGACAACAACGCGCAGGAACUGUACGUUUCCGUGAGCGACAUAGCCGUGCCGCUAAACACUGUGGCUGGCGUCUGCGAGAUAACCCAGAUAGCUGACGUGCAGAGAUACACCACCAUGUUGUACAACGAUUUCACCCAGUCUCUGAAUUCACCCCCGUCACCAUGGCCCCAGGAGGACUCAGAGCCUGAAGAUGGUGCCAACCCGGACGCUGCAGCCAACGCUGUGACUCUGAAGCAGACCUGGCAGAAGUUCUGCGCCCAGUCCAGGCAGCGUAUCCAGAGCCUUCAGGUCCAUAAGGAGCACAAAGCAGCCAAGCAGCUGGGCUGUAUUAUAGCUGGGUUCAUGACGUGCUGGAUCCCCUACUUCAUCGUCUUUAUGGUCAUGGCUUUCUGCCAGACCUGUGUACAUCACGACCUACAUAUGUUCACGAUAUGGCUCGGGUAUAUGAACUCUACUUUGAACCCAAUCAUAUACCCCCUCUGCAAUGAGAAUUUCAGAAGGGUGUUCAAAAAGAUUGUACACAUUCAUUUGUGAUGAGGUUUUCAUGAACAGUGCGUUGAUUGGCAGGUAGCCCUUUAAAGUUAUGUGUUUUUGAUGCUGCUUUAACUUAGAUGUGCUUGCAUGGUUUGAGUAACUUCAAUUUGGUACCUUUUAACUUUGCAUAGUUUUGUAAAUAUAAUGCUUAUUUAUUGUAGGCCUAAAUAUUUCUGUAUCAAACCCAAACCAUAACAUCAUCCUUCUCACUCAACAAUAAGUGCCACGUGUCAUUGUGAAAUAACAGAAAGCAUUGCAUUUCUGUAUUUAUUGAUUAUUAAUUUCAAUAACUCUGCAGAAGGCGGCACAGAGACGCUUUCAAUACAAUCUGGUUCAAGUUCAAACCUUAAUUGUCAUUUUUUUUUGUGAAACGGAAAUGUGUCUUAUCUCAAACCGCAACCAACCAUGCAUUCCAGUCUUCAUGGAGUCUUGUCUGACUUUAAACAUUUAUUUUAGUAA
Messenger RNA from Salvelinus namaycush (lake trout), 1959 nucleotides. RefSeq names its product histamine receptor H1 (gene hrh1). Gene Ontology annotation, biological process: positive regulation of vasoconstriction; regulation of vascular permeability; adenylate cyclase-activating adrenergic receptor signaling pathway. Lineage: Eukaryota; Metazoa; Chordata; Actinopteri; Salmoniformes; Salmonidae. Bases 1 to 1500 code for a protein of 499 amino acids. The record is from RefSeq and is a predicted model, not a curated record. Gene Ontology annotation, molecular function: histamine receptor activity. The transcript is spliced from 2 exons. Gene Ontology annotation, cellular component: membrane.